Messenger RNA from Frieseomelitta varia, 3391 nucleotides. Its product is annotated as ABC transporter G family member 20. Gene Ontology annotation, cellular component: membrane. Gene Ontology annotation, molecular function: ATP binding; ATP hydrolysis activity; ABC-type transporter activity. The coding region runs from base 572 to 2815 and encodes 747 amino acids. The transcript has 12 exons. The record is from RefSeq and is a predicted model, not a curated record. NCBI's taxonomy places the organism in Eukaryota, Metazoa, Arthropoda, Insecta, Hymenoptera, Apidae.
UUUGGUACUCCAUUCUACAGCGAACCGAGUCAGUUCUCGGUGGUACUGCGAUCGGGCCACUCCGCCACCGCGAUACCUGUUUCCUCGCUGUCAUUUUUCGGUCAUUCUUCAACUACCAACUUUACUAACCACUCUACGGUGGUGCCGAGUCGAAAUCUCAUCGACACGUUCUGAAAGGAAUUUUCACGCGGCAAGUGACAACAAGGAAAACCGUGCUCUUCGUUGGAAAGUUCUUUUAUUCCGUUAAAAGAGAAACGUUAGGCGAAGGGAGAAUUAUUAUUACAACUUCCGGGAUCAUCGUUGGCGUCGAGGAGAGAACAACGGGGAAUGUUCCAAAGAGAGACGAAAUUUUAUCCGCUCCCCUAUCUCUAGUCAAUUCGAGUUGGUUUUUGAUAUUGAAAGUGAAGCUGGCGUAGUAGUAUGAGAUUUAUUGAAUGACUGACUAUGGGGAUGACAGUGAACGACAGAACGGUGAGAUUUAAUUGAGUCGAGAUAUCGAUUCGGUGCUGGUUGUUUGCUACUGAGGAAGCUGCUCUACUCAUCUUUGAUCGGAGACACCUGCGUCGCAGAAAUGGAGGACGCCAAUAAUACAUCGGAAGCACCUCCCGCUUCCUUGGAACUGAAAACUCGAAGACCUCCCCUUCAAACGCAAGUCUCGACUCUGGACACGAAAAAAAGACAAGCGGUGUAUGUGAGAAGAGCCUGUAAGAAGUAUGGCCCGAAAAACAAUCCGAAUAUUAUUUUGGAUGGGCUAAACAUGACUGUACCGAAAGGCACGAUAUACGGUCUGCUCGGUGCGAGUGGUUGCGGAAAGACUACGUUACUUUCUUGCAUCGUGGGUCGAAAGCGUCUGAAUUCCGGUGAGAUCUGGGUGCUCGGUGGUCGACCAGGCUCCAAAGGAUCGGGUGUUCCUGGUCCACGAGUGGGUUAUAUGCCGCAAGAAAUCGCGUUGUACGGCGAAUUCUCCAUAAAGGAAACGUUGAUAUACUUCGGCUGGUGCGCUGGUAUAACUACGCAAAAAGUUGAAGAAAAAAUACACUUUCUUGUAAAGUUCUUGCAGCUUCCAUCGGCAAAUCGUUUCGUGAAAAAUUUGUCAGGUGGUCAGCAGAGACGAGUGUCUUUCGCCGCGGCUCUUGUCGCUGAUCCAGAAUUAAUGAUUCUGGAUGAACCUACAGUGGGUGUAGAUCCUGUUUUGCGACAAAAUAUUUGGGACUAUCUCGUCGACUUGACGAGAAACGGCAACAGGACCAUCAUGAUCACCACCCACUACAUCGAAGAAACAAGACAAGCUGGUAUCAUCGGUUUGAUGAGAGGUGGUAAGUUAUUGGCCGAGGAAUCGCCGACGAAAUUAAUGGAGAUGCACAACGUGGACAGUUUGGAGGAAGUAUUCUUAAAUCUCAGCAAAAAACAAAAUAUGGGUCUUCGAAGAAGAAGCAGCAUCCUCAGCAGUGUUACUGGUGUCCCCCCUGAAGAUACUGCGAAUGACGAAAUGAGCGGAGAAUUCGGCGACAACGUCAGUGUUUCUAGUCGAAGGAAAAGCAUUGUCAUCGAUCAUUCGAGUGUGUUGGAUAUGCCACCGGAAGACGAAUCUUCCAAGACGUCAAUGAUGGUUGAUCCGAUGCACAUGAAAGCACUUUUAUGGAAAAACUUCCUAUGGAUGUGGCGAAACGUGGGCAUAAUGUUAUUCAUCAUCGGUCUACCAGUCGUUCAAAUCGUUCUAUUCUGCAUUUCCAUUGGCAAAGAUCCGGAAGGCCUGAGAAUGGCAGUAGUGAACUAUGAAUUGAACAGCAACAUGAAACAUUGUAUGCCAAUAGAGGGCUGUAAUUGGACUAUGUUAAGUUGUCGAUUUUUACAACAUUUAGACAAAAGUCAUGUGGAUCUUAUAUCAUACGGCACUGAAGAUGAGGCUAGAGACGCUGUUAAAAAAGGCGAUGCCUGGGGUGCCAUAACAUUUCCGUCGAAUUACACAGAUUCCUUGGAAGUGAGAAUAAAUGAUGGAAAAUAUGCCGAUGAUUGGAGUAUAGAUUACUCUAAUGUAGAAAUCACUAUGGAUAUGUCUAAUCAGCAAAUUGGCUACCUUCUUCUAAGAAAGAUUUAUAAUUCGUACGCAGCAUUUGCCGAAGAAAUGUCAGAGAUUUGCAAUUACAAUAAGAAAAUGGCAAAUAUACCGAUGCUGUUUGAGCAGCCAAUAUAUGGCCCUAUGGAACCAAAUUUUACCGAUUUUGCGGCACCCGGUGUUAUUCUAACAAUAAUUUUCUUCUUAUCGGUUGCACUCACUUCCGGUGCCAUGUUGAUGGAAAGAAAUGAAGGUCUCCUCGAAAGAAGUUUAGUUUCAGGUCUCACUGGAACGGAAAUUCUGUUUGGACAAGUUAUAACACAAUUCACGAUAAUGAUAGGCCAAACAGUAAUGGUUCUAAUAGUCUCGUUCGCAGCUUUCAAUAUCACUUGCGAAGGUAAUAUCGGUCUGGUCGGACUACUGACUGCCCUUACUGGAUUGUGUGGAAUGUGUUUCGGAUUCGUCAUUGCAUGUUUAUGUGAAAACGAGAGGACCGCUACUUAUCUCGCUUUGGGAGCUUUUCUACCCAUUGUAAUGUUAUGUGGAAUCAUCUGGCCUGUCGAAGGAAUGCAUGAUCUAUUAAGAUUUAUUAGUUACACGAUGCCUCUCACAAUGAGCACAGAAUCAAUGAGAGUUAUACUAGCUAGAGGAUGGUCGAUGUCGAUGUCAACAGUUUACAGUGGCUUCAUCGCUACAUUUUGCUGGAUAUGCAUUUUUAUGACUCUGUCGAUAUUGUUGAUCAAAUUUAAGAAAGGAUAAGAAUCUCUGUUUAAAUUACAGAUUGUUGUACGACUCAACAUAUUUUAUAGCUAUGAAAUAUAUCGUACAAAAUCUACAGCCUAACAUAAUUCGAUGAAUCGUAUGUACGUUAUACGUUAUACAUAGGAAAAUAAAUGAAGGAUAUUACACACCGAGGAUAUUACACACUUUUUGUUGCUCAACGUUGCAUUAUAGUUGUUAUAUAUACUUGUAUAUAUAAUACUAUUAUGUAUUACUAUUAACAUAUAUAAUAUUAUGGAAUUGUGACGGUAUUAUUUGUACAAUACAGUUGUAAGUAGGCGUAACGUAAGCGUAAAGUUGUAAUUACGCAAUCUUUUUAUAAUGAUUUUAAAAUCUGAAUCAUUGAUGUAGAAUACAGAAUAACCAAUGACCUCUUUUUUUACGACUCAUAGCAAUGUCGUACUAUACAAAUGCAAAUUAAAGUAUUUUGCUUCUAUAUAAAUGUAUUUUAUAAUAAACGGAUGUACACAUGAACGUGUUAGAAAAAUGUUACCGCAUAAUAAAAAUCGGCGAAUAUUAUUGUAUAAAAAAAUAUUAAAAUUUUAUUUCAAAUAA